GUGCGCGCGUGCAGCCUAGUGUCUGUUUCGGAAAGCGCCCUGGGGAGGUCCUGUCCCUAGGGGGCGGAGCGCAGGGGACCGAGGCUCCGGCUCGGUGCCCGGGCAGAGUCCUGCGGAUCCCGAUCGCUGCCGAGGCGGCCGCGGGACGGGGCCGCCUGGCUGAAAGGCGGACGCCGUGAAGGGAGGCCAGGGUGCCCUCGGCCCGGGGACGGCCCCUGCUCCGAGGUGUCGGCCUCCGCGGCGCAGCCCGUUUCUGUUCAAGUUCGCGGACCCGCGAGGGAGAGGUUCGGACGCGGGGAGCCGGCGCGCCGCGUAGCCCGCCCGCCCCUUCGGCCCGAGGUGCGCGGCGGGGAGAGCGAGGUCCCAGCCUCUGUGCUACCGGCAGGCGUCGACUGUGUCGGGAUCGCGCCCACCCCUCUGCUGCCCGGGCCGGAGCCCGAGAAGCGCGCACCAUGAGCGGCGGCGAAGUGGUCUGCUCGGGAUGGCUCCGCAAGUCCCCCCCGGAGAAAAAGUUGAAGCGUUAUGCAUGGAAGAGGAGAUGGUUUGUGCUACGCAGUGGCCGUUUAACUGGCGAUCCAGAUGUCUUGGAAUAUUACAAAAAUGAUCAUGCCAAGAAGCCUAUCCGUAUUAUUGAUUUAAAUUUAUGUCAGCAAGUUGAUGCUGGAUUGACAUUUAACAAAAAGGAGUUUGAAAACAGCUACAUUUUUGAUAUCAACACCAUUGACCGAAUUUUCUACUUGGUAGCAGACAGUGAGGAAGAGAUGAAUAAGUGGGUUCGUUGUAUUUGUGACAUCUGUGGGUUUAAUCCUACAGAAGAAGGAGCCACAAAACUGAAGACCAUUGAAGGCAAGGUUAACUGUGGCUUGUUUAGAGCCUCUGGAAGAAAGGGCCCUACUCUUCAGACCUGGUUGACAAGAACCAAUUUUUUCCUGUAUAAAUGUUGCCAUGUAGAUCCUGUGAAGCCCCCUGCCAGCUCCUUACAAGCACCAGCAGAUUUACCUUUAGCGAUAAAUACAGCACCACCAUCCACCCAGUUGGAGUCAUCCUCUGCUGCCCCACCUCCUCCAUACCAGCUAAUUAACCUUCCGCCACAUCUGGAAACUCUUGGCAUACAGGAGGAUCCUCAAGACUACCUCUUGCUAAUCAACUGUCAAAGCAAGAAGCCUGAACCCACCAGCCAAGGGUCAUCUUUUGUUUCUGAAGAAGGAGAGGAAUACCUACUACUAGAAGAUUUUGAAAGCAAAACGAUUCCAUUGCAAGCACAUGCGGAUUCCGCGAAGUCCACCUCCUCUGACACAGACUGCAAUGAUAACGUCCCUUCUCAUAAAAAUCCUGCUUCCGCCCAGAGCAAACACGGAGUGAAUGGCUUCUUCCAGCAGCAAAUGAUGUACGACUCUCCGCCGUCUCGUGCUGCGUCUGUUUCCGUCGACUCCAGCCUUUAUAAUCUGCCCAGGAGUUAUUCCCACGAUGUUUUACCAAAGGCGUCUCCAUCAAGCACCGAAGCAGAUGGAGAACUUUACGUGUUUAAUACCCCGUCUGGGACAGCGAGCGUAGAGACUCAGAUGAGGCAUGUAUCUAUUAGUUACGACAUUCCUCCAGCACCUGGUAAUACUUACCAGAUUCCACGAACAUUUCCAGAAGGAACCUUGGGACAGACGUCAAAGCUAGACACUAUUCCAGAUAUUCCUCCACCGCGGCCGCCGAAACCACACCCGGUUCACGACCGAUCUCCGGUGGAAACGUGUAGCAUCCCACGCACGGCCUCAGACGCUGACAGUAGUUACUGUAUCCCGACCGCAGGAAUGCCGCCGUCGCGCAGCAAUACCAUUUCCACUGUGGAUUUAAACAAACUGCGGAAAGAUGCUAGUUCUCAAGACUGCUAUGAUAUUCCACGAACAUUUCCAAGUGAUAGAUCUAGUUCACUCGAAGGCUUCCAUAACCACUUUAAAUUCAAAAAUGUAUUGACAGUAGGAAGUGUAUCAAGUGAAGAACUGGAUGAAAAUUACGUCCCGAUGAAUCCCAACUCUCCGCCUCGAAAACAUUCCAGCAGUUUCACAGAACCAAUUCAGGAAGCCAAUUAUGUGCCAAUGACUCCAGGGACAUUUGAUUUCUCUUCAUUUGGGAUGCAAGUUCCUCCUCCUGCUCACAUGGGCUUCAGGUCCAGCCCAAAGACCCCUCCCAGAAGGCCAGUUCCUGUUGCAGACUGUGAACCACCCCCCGUGGAUAGGAACCUCAAGCCGGACAGAAAAGGUAAGGAGAGCAUGGCAGAGGAAGAGGGGCGGGGUCUCCAGUUUAGAUCUGCACCUCACUCUUGUGAAACCCAAAACAGAAUUGGGACUGUUUUGGAUUCUGAACAAAAGAGCAGUGGCUCAGGAAGCAGUGUAGCAGAUGAGAGAGUGGAUUAUGUUGUGGUUGACCAGCAGAAGACCCUAGCUCUAAAGAGCACCCGAGAAGCCUGGACAGAUGGGAGACAGUCCACGGAAUCCGAAACACCAACCAAGAGUAAUCUUUUUGGCAGUAACAGUCUUGAUGGAGGAAGCAGCCCUAUGAUCAAGCCCAAAGGAGACAAACAAGUGGAAUACCUCGAUCUAGAUUUAGAUUCUGGGAAGUCCACACCACCACGUAAGCCUAUAAAUUCGGAGGAAUUAUCUUCUUUGUAUCGAGGGCGAGCACAGUCCUCCAAGUUUGACCAAGCGGCGCAAAACCUGGGCAAGUUUUCAGCGAGCGACGCCGACCCGGGCCACGCCAAGAAAACAUCGAGGCCGCAGACACUGAGCCAUUACGAAUGCGCGUAG
Hipposideros armiger (great roundleaf bat) is the source of this 2795-nucleotide messenger RNA. It is a transcript of the gene GAB1, whose product is annotated as GRB2 associated binding protein 1. The transcript has 12 exons. NCBI's taxonomy places the organism in Eukaryota, Metazoa, Chordata, Mammalia, Chiroptera, Hipposideridae. Gene Ontology annotation, molecular function: signaling adaptor activity. Bases 453 to 2795 code for a protein of 780 amino acids. Gene Ontology annotation, biological process: signal transduction. The record is from RefSeq and is a predicted model, not a curated record. Gene Ontology annotation, cellular component: cytoplasm.